Molecule: messenger RNA, 3355 nt
Organism: Myodes glareolus (Bank vole)
Lineage: Eukaryota; Metazoa; Chordata; Mammalia; Rodentia; Cricetidae
Gene: Mterf4
Product: mitochondrial transcription termination factor 4
Biological process (GO): mitochondrial ribosome assembly; regulation of DNA-templated transcription; mitochondrial transcription
Cellular component (GO): mitochondrion
Molecular function (GO): double-stranded DNA binding
Source: RefSeq, a predicted model, not a curated record
GUGGCAAUAGCGCUCCCGGCUGGCGGGUGCAUAGACAGCCCGGUACUGAGAUGAGCCACUGGCUUCUAUGAAAUUUCGGCUAAUGUGACGGCUGUGGGUUUAGGAGACCUGAACCACCAAGACGGAGAGAGGGGAGGCUGGUCGUGCUAGAGAGGGUUUGGAGACCAGUCUGGCGGGCACCGGGUGCCUAAUUUUUUAUGUGCUGGUCCCAGACACCGAGAAUUGAAAGACUCCUGCCCAAGAAUAUUUUUCCUUUAAUGAAAGGGAGCAUCGAAACAGUUAUCCUUUGUUGGAAUCAGUUUAGGUAGUGCAUCUAUCUGGUGUCUUGUCUGCGGUUUAGAAUUUUCAGCCAAAUAUUAAUGACUAGCAGUCGUCCAUAAAGCUCAGAGUAUUGGCUGUGCCCGGCUCCUAUAUCUUCUGUUCCCGACUGGCACCGACUAAUGACCCUCUCCUGGACCUGUUUGGCCAGGCGGACCCCUCAUCUCAGAGACUGUAAAAGGAUGAGUCGUUCUUUGUUUUGCAAACUGACUACAGUACCCAGUGGAGAGAACCUUCAAGAGUCCUCCUGUGUUAGACCCAAAACGUAUGUGCAGGAACCAGAGUACAGGACACAUCUUGUUCAGUGUCUUCAUGAGGAACAGAAGCCUUUUGUGGAUCCUAAGUCCAUGGAACUUGCAAACGUCAUCAGUUCCCUCCAGGACAUGGGUUUUGAUCAAGCUCAUAUUAAUAGCUUGCUCAAUGUACAGCCAUGUGUCCAUCCUCAACAGCUGCUGGACAUAAUUUCAGAAUUUCUACUCUUGGGAUUGCACCCAGAACCUUUAUUUAUGGUUUUGAAGAAAAGUCCACAGUUACUGAAACUGUCUCCAGUGCAGAUGAAGAAGCGGUCCAGUUACCUGCGGAAGCUCGGCCUUGGAGAAGGGAAACUGAAGAGAGUGCUCCACGGUUGCCCUGAGGUGUUCACCAUGCGCCAGCGGGACAUUGAUGGUAUUGUGAAGGUCCUCAAGGAGAGGUGCAUGUUCACAGCGCAGCAGAUCACUGAGCUUUUGCACAGGUGCCCAGGUGUUCUUCAGGCGGACCCCAGUGAACUAGAGUACAAAUUCCAGUAUGCAUAUUUUCGGAUGGGACUUAAGCAUCUGGACAUAGUCAAGAAUGAUUUCUUACAGUAUUCAAUAACCAAGAUCAAACAGAGACACAUGUACCUGGAACGCCUUGGACGGUACCAAACCCCUGAUAAGAAAGGACAGACACAGAUCCCUAACCCUUUACUGAAGGACAUUCUCAGGGUUUCUGAAGCUGAGUUUUUGGCCAGGACAGCACGUUCCUCUGCUGAGGAGUUUGAGGUUUUUAAAAAGCUCUUGGAUAGAGAAGAAGAAGAAUCUGAGAGCCAUGCAUCAGAGGAAGAGGAGGAGGAUGAAGAGGAGGAAGAUGAAGAGUAGCUGUGAUGGAGGAUGGGACAGAAGGGUCCAGAGAUGCCGGAGAUCAUUCCCAUAUUCUCAAAGCUUUGGGGCAAUCACCUGAAUCUUCAAGCAUUUUUCAUACUAACACUGCUCAUUUGAUAGAAAAAAGAAAAAAAAAAACUGUUAUGAUCCACUGGAGAUGUAGGUACAUCAAACCAGAUAGGAGAUGCUUUGUUGCAGUCUUGUGGCUUCUGUGGAGGCCCAUUGCAUCCUAAAUGAAGGACUCAGCUGUUAAAAUCCAGGGGAUGCCACCCAUCCAAGUUUGGUAUCUUUCUCUGUUGAAAUACAUUGGUGUUAAUUCUAAAAUCAUGUAGAGAAAGAGGUGCUUUGUGGCUCAAGAGCGCUGUGUGUUUCCUUGUAGUAAUAACGGUAAAAUCAUGAGAAUGUAACAUGAGGGUAGUAUGUCAUAACACUUUAUUUCAUGAAAACAAGUAGCAGAUUUUCCACAAAAUAGUCAUGUUUUUAAUCCGACAUUUCACGGCCCUCUAACGUAUUCAGUGUACAGCAGAGUGAAAGGCGUUGGUUAGUAAUGUGUUGAGUUUUGCAGUCUUCGGACUAGCAAAACAUUCUUCUCAUCUGUGAGAUGGUGACCCUUCCUGCUUGGGCAAGUUGGCCUUUAUGUGGCUAAUAGCCACUUCAAGGCCUGGUUCUGGCUCUUUAGCCUGUGCUGCCAGAGUGAACGGGCUCAGAACCAGCACUUCAGGGGCUGGGAGUGGUCUCUGAGGGACUUCCCUUCUGCCUUCUGUGUGAUAGAUGGGGAAGAACACAGCCCCCAGGUCUGAUUUUGGUUUGUUCUAGGGAUCUUUCAGAUACCCUGGCAUGGAUAUCAGCCUGGGGAGCAUGGUGAGUGUCUCAGAGUGCUGUUAAGUACUGGUGCUGGCAUGAAGUGAGCUCUGAGGAAAGACCUGGUUUGAUGGAGCUAAGGCUCAGAGGAUUGAGGCCUCCUAGAAAGUUGUCUGUGGCCCUUCCUCAGGAAAUCGCACAGGGUUGAUGAUGCAGAAAGCUUUUUUGAUGAUAGAGCCAAAAUCAGAAAUGCUUGGUAAUAUAUUUUUUCUACUUAGUGACAUUUAAUAGUCAUGUGAAAUUCCUCUAUGGGCCUUGUGUCUCCUAUAUAGACAGAACCCAAUGCUUAGAUGGGGAUGCCCUGAUUCUCAAGACAUCUGACAAUCUUUGGAGAUUUUUCUGUGUGUCAGGGCUCUGGGAUCUUGAGAGUAGAAUCCAGGGAUGCUGCAAAAUACCCUUCCUUGCAGUGCACAUGAAUGAUCAGGUCCACAAAGCAGUGUCCAAGCUGAGAAACUGCUCCAAGACCUGGCACAGUAAAGUACUGUGACUAUAACAAUUUUGAAUGGUAAAUGGGCUUGACAUAUUUACUUCUGUCUAAAGUAGAGAUCUUGCUGGAUAUGAGGUGUAUUUUGUGAGGAAUCAGCACCAAGGCAUGGAGGCUUUGGACUCACCUAAAGCCUGACUGCAAAGAGAAGAGCAUUCACAGAGAAAAGCCGUCAUCCCAGACUCCCAUCCAAUUAGAGCUCCCACUAUGGCAGGUCUGCGAGGCAGGCCAACCCCUGGCAAGGCCAUGUCUUUGCCUAUUGGACUCUCCACACAAAGUAAGACACAGCAAGCCGUCCUGUCUACCACCAACAGCCACAGACAAAGCUCUGUGAGAACAGUGAUGCUCGUUCUUUGCUGCUCACUCUUCUACUUUGGGGCACUGAAGUGGCCUCCACUUUCCCUGAAUGUAGGAUAUUUGGCCUUGGGCUCCAUCAGAGCUAAAUAGAAUGCUAACCCUGAGCUUAAUUAGGUGUCUGCUCAUCCCAUGUUUUGAUUAGCAAACGGUAAGCCCAACAAGUCAUGACUGCGUCUUCACUUUGACCCCAAAAUAAAUCUUUACACCUUGUCAA